This is a messenger RNA of Colletotrichum godetiae, 1378 nucleotides long. RefSeq lists its product as uncharacterized. The coding region runs from base 368 to 1249 and encodes 293 amino acids. NCBI's taxonomy places the organism in Eukaryota, Fungi, Ascomycota, Sordariomycetes, Glomerellales, Glomerellaceae. The transcript has a single exon. The record is from RefSeq and is a predicted model, not a curated record.
AAAAGAUAUUUUGCAAGAGAUCUAGUGAUGGCUAGUUGGCAUUGGUCAAUCCGAGAAUGCGUGAGUGCGAUCUGCCCUAUGAGAUGGGGAAAACUUGGCAGCUAUCUGCGGCGCAGUCCGCGCAAGGUCGUGCAGCGAUGACAGGGCAUACACCGCAACGCUGCAGCUCAUGCCGUCAGCGGCUUUAUUGAAGCAUUGAUAACUGGGAUCCCAUGCUUAUUUUAUGGAGUAUAACACGAAGAUAUUCCUUGAAUAGACGCUGCCAUACAAUCCGAUCCCAAUUUUGAGGGUAUCGUCGUCAAAGUCUCACUCAUCCCAACUUCACAAGUCUCGAUACCUCCACGCCAAAACCCAAAUCUGUCACACAAUGUUCAAAAACUCGGAGAUCUUGAAGGCUAGAGAGCAACAAGAAGAAGAGAAGAAAAAGUUACAAGAUGAGGUAAACCUUCGUGGCAAGCAGGGGCAGGACACAUCUAAGGGCGAACAAGUAUGGUACUCUCGUCGUGUUGACGACGGGUGUCUUCUACACUGGGCCAUCAUCACGCACGGCCUGAAGUACGAGCUAAGACUACCGAAUGGCAAUGUUCCAAAGGACAAGUUGCCGGAGAGCGAGAAGACCAGUUCGUUUGAGCCUCCAAGAGUGUAUGAGGCACGAGUUGUCUCAUGGUCUCUGAAGGAGGAAAUGAACAAGCUCAGGGCAUUGAAGCUUUCGACAUCGGCUAAGGGCUAUCACACACGCGACUACACCGUUUGUCAGAUCGGCUGGACAACAUUGACGAAAGACGAAGUCAACACCGAGUGGGCUGCCGCGCGAUCAUCUAUUGCAGCCGAGGAUCUCGGAUAUGAUGACUGCCGGGAACUACUCAAGAAGUUCGGCGGCAUCAUCAAGAAGCCCGAGGGAUGUGCGCUUGACUAUGACUGGUUCACAGAAAGUCUCGAGACACCGACUCACAGACUAAGCGAAAUCACACCGGACAAGGCCGUCAAGGGGUUCCAGAACUCGAUGCAGAACGGGCUAUGGGGUGUUGCUGCCGCAGGAGCCGGAGCUGGAAUCGUGUACGGCGCAUAUGAGGCGGGGAAAGCGAUGGAUCCCAUGAGGAGCGGUGCCAAUGCGGGUGGCAGUCUAGGCCCAGAUUGCUGCUGCGCUACUUGCUGGUGUUGUACUGGUAUGGCUGGUGAUGGAGGACCUUGUUGGGAAUUUUGCGCUUGGGUGCCGUGUAUGGCCUUGAGCGGUGGCUGCUCAUGUUGAUGGUUGAGUCCUAUGACGGCGUAGAUUUUGCUUGAUAGAGGUUGCUUUCUGCAUUGAGUACAUAGCAAACGUUGCGUUCCUUCUAGCAUUCACUUCCUAGCGCUUUAAUCGAAUUCCUUCAACAGCGAG